Gongylonema pulchrum is the source of this 402-nucleotide messenger RNA. NCBI's taxonomy places the organism in Eukaryota, Metazoa, Nematoda, Chromadorea, Rhabditida, Gongylonematidae. The record is from the annotation of a GenBank genome assembly.
AUGUGUCACAAUAUAAAAUGGAAAUUUUCCAUUGAUUAUGCAUCAUUUUAUAAAUGUUCAUUGUAUAUGCUGGUGGCGUCUCGCAUUCUAUCAUCCAGUGUUGUUUUAUCUGAAAUUUCGGUCUUCUUUAUUAUGGCAGUGAUUAUAGUACUGUCAGGAUGUGUGGCGCGAAGGAAGGAUAAUUACGUAUUAGUUAAGGAUGCUAACGUACCUGAAAUUAAUGAUCCGCCACAGCGGUAUCUUCCAUUAUCUUUGACACUUGUUGUUAUUGGGAAAUACGGUGUAACGAAGAAACCAGUGCAAGGAUGGGGACUGCGUACGGACGAUACGCUAAAAAAUGUUGCAACGCUACCGAAUUCAGAAAGCGCGAAGCAGCAGUGUCCUGUGAAGAGAGAUGCAUGA